Molecule: messenger RNA, 490 nt
Organism: Gymnogyps californianus (California condor)
Lineage: Eukaryota; Metazoa; Chordata; Aves; Accipitriformes; Cathartidae
Product: C-C motif chemokine 5-like
Exons: 3
Coding region: 1-288 (95 amino acids)
Biological process (GO): cellular response to tumor necrosis factor; lymphocyte chemotaxis; neutrophil chemotaxis
Cellular component (GO): extracellular region
Molecular function (GO): chemokine activity; CCR chemokine receptor binding
Source: RefSeq, a predicted model, not a curated record
AUGAAGACCUCCACAGCUGCCCUUGCUGUACUUUUUGUGGCUGUCCUCUGCUACCAGGUCUCCUCUUCUCCAAAUUCUGUCAACUUUUCUGGUCCCUGCUGCAUCCAAUACAGCACCAAAGCUUUUCCCUCAAGCCGCGUGGUGAUGUAUGAGUACACAGGCAGCCACUGCUUCCAGCCAGCCGUGAUAUUUACCACAGUCGCAGGCAAGCUGGUCUGUGGCAAACCUGAUGAUAAGUGGGUCCAGGACAUCGUGAAUCACCAAAAGGACAAGGCAAACAGUGGAUGAGCAACGCCCUGCUCCCUCCAAGCAUCACCUCUGUGAGGACCUUCUCUCAUGGGCACCGUGUACCUUUUUUCUUAUUGCCUGUAAAUUUGGCAGACUGUUUAUACAGUGUUUAGCUCUUUUAUUUAAGUUUAUGCAAAGGUAUUUUUAAUUUAUUUGGCAUUUUCAGUGAAACUUUUCAUUCUAAUUUGUACUGAUUGCAUUG